Molecule: messenger RNA, 2510 nt
Organism: Arvicanthis niloticus (Nile rat)
Lineage: Eukaryota; Metazoa; Chordata; Mammalia; Rodentia; Muridae
Gene: Srp68
Product: signal recognition particle 68
Biological process (GO): SRP-dependent cotranslational protein targeting to membrane
Cellular component (GO): signal recognition particle, endoplasmic reticulum targeting
Molecular function (GO): signal recognition particle binding; endoplasmic reticulum signal sequence receptor activity; 7S RNA binding
Source: RefSeq, a predicted model, not a curated record
GAGUCCGUCAGUGUACCAUCGGCCCGGCCAGGAAGGUGCCGCUCUCUCCCGCCGCUGGUCGUCUCGCCUGCUCCAUCCCAUCCUGCUUUGCGGCUCAGGGGCAAGAUGGCUGCUGAGAAGCAGAUCCCGGGUGGUAGUAGUGGUGGUGGUGGAAGCGGCGGCAGCGGCGGCGGAGGGAGCGGUGGUGGACGCAGUGCCGGAGGAGACGAGAAUAAAGAAAACGAACGCCCUUCAGCCGGAUCGAAGGCGAACAAAGAGUUCGGGGACAGCCUGAGUCUGGAGAUUCUGCAGAUCAUUAAGGAGUCCCAGCAGCAGCAUGGCUUACGGCACGGAGACUUCCAGCGGUACAGGGGCUACUGUUCUCGAAGACAAAGACGUCUCCGGAAAACACUCAACUUUAAGAUGGGGAACAGACACAAAUUCACCGGGAAGAAAGUGACUGAGGAGCUUCUGACUGAUAACAGAUAUCUGCUGCUCGUCCUGAUGGAUGCUGAGCGAGCCUGGAGCUACGCCAUGCAGCUCAAACAGGAAGCCAACACCGAGCCCCGGAAGCGCUUUCACUUGCUGUCUCGCCUUCGCAAGGCUGUGAAGCAUGCCGAGGAACUGGAACGCUUGUGUGAGAGCAGCCGAGUGGACGCCAAGACCAAGCUCGAGGCUCAGGCUUACACCGCUUACCUCUCAGGAAUGCUACGCUUUGAGCACCAAGAGUGGAAAACUGCCAUGGAGGCUUUUAACAAGUGCAAAACUAUCUAUGAGAAGCUAGCCAGUGCAUUCACAGAGGAGCAGGCUGUGCUGUACAACCAGCGUGUAGAGGAGAUCUCACCCAACAUUCGCUACUGUGCAUACAACAUUGGGGACCAGUCAGCUAUCAAUGAGCUCAUGCAGAUGAGACUGAGAUCUGGGGGCACAGAGGGGCUCCUUGCUGAAAAACUUGAGGCCUUGAUCACUCAGACUCGAGCCAAGCAGGCAGCGACCAUGAGUGAGGUGGAGUGGAGGGGCAGGACGGUUCCUGUGAAGAUUGACAAAGUGAGGAUCUUCUUACUGGGCCUGGCUGAUAACGAAGCCGCUAUUGUCCAGGCUGAAAGUGAAGAAACGAAGGAGCGUCUGUUCGAGUCCAUGCUCAGUGAGUGCCGAGAUGCCCUCCAGGCUGUGAGGGAGGAGCUCAAGCCUGAUCAGAAACAAAGAGAUUAUACCCUUGAUGGAGAGUCAGGGAAGGUAUCGAAUCUCCAGUACCUGCACAGCUACCUGACCUACAUCAAGUUGUCCACAGCAAUCAGGCGAAAUGAGAGCAUGGCUAAAGGCUUGCACAGGGCUCUGCUGCAGCAGCAGCCAGAAGAUGACAGCAAGCGCUCUCCCAGGCCUCAGGACCUCAUCCGGCUCUAUGACAUCAUUCUGCAGAAUCUGGUGGAAUUGCUGCAGCUUCCUGGCUUAGAGGAGGACAGAACCUUCCAGAAAGAGAUAGGUCUCAAGACCUUGGUGUUCAAAGCUUACAGGUGUUUCUUCAUUGCUCAGUCCUAUGUGCUGGUGAAGAAGUGGAGCGAAGCCCUCGUCCUGUAUGACAGAGUUCUCAAAUAUGCAAAUGAAGUGAGUUCUCAUGGUGGAGCCUUCAAGAACAGCCUGAAGGACCUGCCUGACGUGCAAGAGCUCACCACUCAAGUGCGGUCAGAGAAGUGCUCCCUGCAGGCCGCAGCCAUCCUAGAUGCAAACGACUCCCAUCAAACAGACACCUCCUCCCAAGUCAGAGACAAUACGCCUCUGGUUGAACGGUUUGAGACCUUCUGCCUGGACCCUUCCCUCGUCACCAAGCAAGCCAACCUCGUGCACUUCCCGCCGGGAUUCCAGCCUAUCCCUUGCAAGCCUUUGUUCUUUGACCUGGCCCUCAACCAUGUGGCCUUCCCACCCCUUGAGGACAAAUUGGAGCAGAAAACCAAGAGCGGCCUCACAGGCUACAUCAAGGGCAUCUUUGGUUUCAGGAGCUAACCAGGCUCUUCCUCAGGGGCAGGGAGGACCUGACUUACUCUGUACUGAGACAGACCCGGCAAGUUCCAUGGCAUUAAAUCCAGUUCUGCAUUGGCUGGGGCAGAUCUCAGCACCCUCAGCCCAAAGGCCAUUCAUCUUGUGUGUUUGUGACUUACUUCUGUAGCCUGUCAUCUUCUGGGCCCAGCGUCAGGGUCUCAGUGUCCCCUGUGCCUCCUGGGGACUGCUGCUGUCCUGCCCUUGUAAGCCAUGGCUGAUCACUUUUGGUCAAUAUAUGUUUGAGGUCCACACCAGGCUUGGGGGGCUUGGGAGUGUUUGUCAUGUGUCCUCAGUCCCCUGGAUUUGAAACGACCUCCUUACUGUGAGCGUCCAGAGUCUCCUGAAGUUUGUCAAUGACUGAAACACGGGCAGUGUCACCCAGAGUUGUGGUCAGCCUUACCCCUUCCGAGAACAUGCAGAGUGCUCUAUUUUUAACUAUGUUACACUCGUAAAUGACGAAACCAAAUCUUGUAUUAAAAGGCAAAGGUGAUGGA